AUGGCCAUUGCGAUUCCCAACUGCCACGACACCAAAGAGCCGCGCGGGAAAAGAGCGGUGACGAGGCAGGGUCCUGCCGGGGGGUUGCGCUCCGGUAAUUAUCCCAGCCUGACGCAGCAACUGAAGCUUGAAGUGACCUUCGACGCGCGGGUGGAUGCACGGUUGCCAGCUGCCAGCGGCAGAGGGGUGCCUCAGAUGCCUCGGGUGCGCCCGUUUGAUACAGUACAUGGAUACAUGGAUACGUCGGACCUCGACUCCACAGAUCUGGCUCCAAUUGCGGGUCGAGCCAAGCCCACCCUGGUCCCCACCAACUUCGAAAAAAAGUUUGACAACGAAGUCGCCCUACAGAAGCCAGAGAUUCAGUACCAUACCAAUCCAAACUUCGUCGAGAUUUUCAAGAUGCCGUCGGCCGUCGUUGAGCUCUAAGCGCCCACUGCGGGCGUGCCAAUUGACCCCGGCACGCCUGCAGUCCAGCAGCCUCAACGAGAUUCCCAAUCCUGCCCGCCCUUCGACGAAGUUUCUCGCAGACUUUCACCGUCUCGAGCCCAUAUCCGCCUCCAGACACGAGGCUUAUGCUCGCACAGACAAACGAGAGUCUGCCCUCGAGCUGAGAUCCACAGGUUCUAUCGUAUGCCCGCGUCUCUUGCACCCCG
This is a messenger RNA of Thermothelomyces thermophilus ATCC 42464, 653 nucleotides long. RefSeq lists its product as uncharacterized. The record is from RefSeq and is a predicted model, not a curated record. The annotation marks the transcript as partial. Lineage: Eukaryota; Fungi; Ascomycota; Sordariomycetes; Sordariales; Chaetomiaceae. The transcript has 3 exons.